AUGCCUAUAUUGGUUAUUAUACGCGAUAGUGCAAAAGCUGUUAUCACAUAUUUUACAGCAACAAGAUGUCAAGCGGGUACAGGAAGAUGCAUUGUUGAUAAGGCACACCGGAACCAAUGCCAGGCUUGCCGCUUAAAAAAGUGUCUACAAAUGGGAAUGAACAAAGACGCUGUACAAAACGAACGCCAGCCGCGUAAUACGGCGACAAUAAGGCCUGAAACUCUGCGGGAUAUGGAGCAUGGGCGAGCGUUACGAGAAGCAGCGGUGGCUGUUGGUGUGUUUGGACCUCCCAUACUUCUAUCACCAACAUGCUACGCUCCUGGCUUACUUCCAACAUCAAAAAGAAAUUAUAAAGAUAGCGAAGAUACAGCUAAGAAACCAAAAUAUAGUUACACUUAUAACAAAUCUGAAAGGUUUUGGUAA
Molecule: messenger RNA, 423 nt
Organism: Teleopsis dalmanni
Lineage: Eukaryota; Metazoa; Arthropoda; Insecta; Diptera; Diopsidae
Product: photoreceptor-specific nuclear receptor-like
Exons: 5
Coding region: 1-423 (140 amino acids)
Biological process (GO): positive regulation of transcription by RNA polymerase II; anatomical structure development; cell differentiation
Molecular function (GO): nuclear receptor activity; zinc ion binding; RNA polymerase II cis-regulatory region sequence-specific DNA binding
Source: RefSeq, a predicted model, not a curated record